Eremomyces bilateralis CBS 781.70 is the source of this 1670-nucleotide messenger RNA. RefSeq names its product FMN-dependent alpha-hydroxy acid dehydrogenase. The coding region runs from base 219 to 1517 and encodes 432 amino acids. The record is from RefSeq and is a predicted model, not a curated record. Gene Ontology annotation, molecular function: FMN binding; oxidoreductase activity. The transcript has 4 exons. Lineage: Eukaryota; Fungi; Ascomycota; Dothideomycetes; Eremomycetales; Eremomycetaceae.
AUUUGAUAUACUCGGUAUGGCGCUUGCGUCUGUUAACUAACAUAAAUGCUUGAUGCUCGAUGGUGAUUAUCUAUACGGUAAUUUCGGUAUAUUGCUCCUUGGUUUUCAUUGACUUGAGAUGCAUGCUAGAUGCUGGACGGUGACUAUAUAUACUCCUGUCUUGCCAUCACCUUUCAGAGAUAUGCUUCAUCAUCUUCUAAUUCCAAUUCAUUUCAAGGAUGAGACUGCAACUUAUUGCCGCUUGCUUUGCGGCAAGUGGCUUGCCCUUGGUAGCGGCGCAAACGGCGCAAGAACUUCUUAAUUCAGUGUUAAACCCCGACCCAGGCUCAUCAACCUAUGCAUCCUACUCGACGGAGAUCUAUUAUAAUGCGACUCUUUACAACCAGACAACCCAAAUUUCGACCAGCUACUACAAGCUGGAAGCUUCCGCCAAGCUACGGCUGCCUCCAGCUGCGUACGAUUAUGCCGCAGGUGGUGCUGGAUUGGAAACGACCGUUGCAGCGAAUCGAGCGGCUUUUGACAAUUGGAGCAUCGUUCCUCGAGUAAUGCGUAACAUACUCCCGAAGCGGAACCUUACCACUACGCUCUUCGGCAAGAGUCUACCGGCACCCAUCGUCAUGGCUCCCGUGGGAGUGCAGACGAUGUUUCAUCCGGAUGGAGAGCGUGCCACAGCAAGUGUAUUUGGGGAGCUAGGACUGCCGUAUACCUUGAGUACAGCAUCUAGUACCGGCUUUGUAGACGUCGCUGAGGCCAAUGGGGACAAUCCGAGAUGGUAUCAGCUUUACUGGCCCACCGACGACGACCUGACCAGAUCUUAUCUAAAGUCGGCAAAGGAGAACGGAUACGACGUUCUGGUUGUGACGGUGGACACUUGGGACUUAGGGUGGAGAACCCGCGACCUGGACCGGGGGUUCUUCCCCUUUAUUCGAGGCAUCGGAGUUCAAAUUGGGCUCGAGGAUGCCUGUGCACAUGAAAAGUUGGGGUUCAACCCCUUGUCGCCCAAUGCAACGGACGAACAAAAGCAGAUGGCAGCACUUUAUCACGUUAUUUCGACAUCCAGGGGGGUCUCCCCGAUAUGGGAAAACCUGCCCAAACUGAGAGAAUUUUGGGGCAAGGGACCAAUCGUGCUUAAAGGGAUACAGUCGGCAGACGAUGCGAAGAAAGCUGUGGAACAUGGAGUCGACGGGAUCAUCGUGAGUAAUCAUGGUGGUCGCCAAAUUGAUGGGGCCAUCGGCUCCCUUGACGCCCUAUAUGGAAUUUCGAAAGCAGUUAAAGGCAAGAUCACUAUAGGCUUUGAUGGCGGUAUUCGUUCAGGAGCAGAUAUAUUUAAAGCACUUGCGAUUGGUGCCGACUUCGUUCAGAUAGGUCGGCCAGUUCUAUGGGGGUUGGCUCAUGAAGGAGCAGUCGGCGUUCGGCAUGUGCUGAAAUCUCUGCUUGCUGAAUUCGAUUUGACACUGGGUCUGUCGGGCUGUAAGAGCGUUCAGGAGUUAAACCAGUCUUUUCUCGUUGCUAGGUAACUAACCUUGGCCUAUAUUUUCUGGACAAUGGCUUUGAUUAAAGCAACAAUCAUUGUCUAUCCGUCAGGUGAUGCACAUUAAGUGAUACAUUCCUAAUCGGGAAUGUACCCUUAGCUAGCUAUAAAUAGUCCUAGAUUAUCCUUCCGAUGAUAG